AUGCCGCCACCUCCAGAGGAGCUUGGGGCAGCAGCAGCUACCGAUCCUAAACCUCUAGCACAAGAACCUUCCGGCGCAGAGGAUAGACCUAUGCGAGAUGUCGUGCAGCUGUUGACUGGACUGAUGGAAGGACAGGCCCAAAGACGUGGCCCAAAUGAUGUUAAUAGACAAGACAGGUUGAGGGUCCGUGAUUUCCUAGCUUGUAACCCUCUAGAAUUUCAUGGAUCAAGAACUGCAGAGGAUCCACAGGAAUUCAUUCGACAAAUGCAGCGUACACUGCAGAUCAUUAGGGCUUCGGAGACUGAGUCGGUUGAAUUGGCCUCCUAUCGGCUACAUGAUGUAGCCUCUAACUGGAAUGAGUCUUGGGAUUUAUCAAGGGGUGAGGGUGCUCCUCCAACUGAAUGGGAUGAGUUUGUAGAAGCUUUUAUUAGCCACUUCCUGCCUCCAGAAAUGAGACGAUCCAGGGUGGAUAGAUUUUUGCAGUUGAAGCAGAACGCCAGGCAUGGAUGUUGCCCGGUACAAGCAUACUCCCAAGGGAUAGAAGAGCGACGUAGAAGGCGCCAGCCUGACAAAGGGUUCGACAGAAGUCAGCCUACGAGGGCUAGCUGUCAAGGCCAUAUUGCGAGGGAGUGUCCAUUUAAAAGUACUCCAGGUGGUAUGGCUCAGCCAACUGGGUCAGUUGCGGGUUCGUCUUUUUCUGUGGCUAUGCGCCGAUGGGGCAAGGAAUGCAGAUACCAGCAAGCCGCGGUAGAGGCCGUGGUGGAGCUUCCAGUUAUGGCGGUCCUUCUAAUUGGUGCCCAAUGCUUUUUGAAGAUAGACCUGCGGUCAGGCUAUCAUCAGGUGUGGGUAAGGGAGGCAGAUAUACCAAAGACCGCAUUCAGGACCCGCCGUCAAAGCCAUAUUAUAAGAAAGUGUCCAUUCGGGGGCGGUCCAGGAGGUGCAGUUCAGCCUACUGGGUCAGUUGCUGGUUCAUCUUCUUUGGUCGCUAUGCGCCCUAUAUGGUAG
Solanum dulcamara is the source of this 1005-nucleotide messenger RNA. RefSeq lists its product as uncharacterized. NCBI's taxonomy places the organism in Eukaryota, Viridiplantae, Streptophyta, Magnoliopsida, Solanales, Solanaceae. The record is from RefSeq and is a predicted model, not a curated record. The coding region runs from base 1 to 1005 and encodes 334 amino acids. The transcript is spliced from 5 exons.